UUAGGACUAUGCUCUAGAUAAAGAUUUAAUCAUUUUUAAUUUUAAUAUUUAUAUUUAUUUAUUCCGAGGUUGCCGAGCCAAACUAUCUAAUUAAGAGCAGAGCAGAAAGGUUGUCUCUGGAUUUAGGGAUCUGGAAAGUAGCUGAUAUGAGUGGUUUUCUUCCCCCAUUGGAUUUAUUGUUAAAUCAUCCAUGUUUGAUCACAUCGCGAGAUGAAUUUUCAAUAAUUUAUUCCGGUCCUGUUAUAGUGAAUGCGAAUAUGUAUGAAACCAAAAUUAGGGAAUAUUCAAAUAGUGAGAAGAAGAAGACACAUUUCUCAAAUAUUGAGAAUAGAUUGUCUGGAAAUCUUAAAAGCACUUGUAUUGAUACAGGGAACAUAUACUCAUGUUUGAAGCAGUUAGCGGAAGAAAUAGAAGAGAACAACCCCUCUGUGAUAAAUUACACUUCAUACUAUCGGAAAAUACUCUUGGAAUUCAAGGAGUUUCGAAAAUUCUAUAUUGACUUGAAAACAGUUGAAGUGUCUCCCAACCUUUCUUCAAUCGGAGUGUCCUUCAAUGAUCAAGGCAAUAGAGAGCAUUUUCUGAGAUUUGGUGUUGAUUACAAAGAACCUGAAAUAUUUUACUUCAAAGAAUUUGAUGUGCCUAUUAAAGGAGACAAUAUUCUGAAUAAGAAAUCAUCAAAUUUAAAGGAAUUAUAUAGUUGGUUCCUAACUUACAUUGAAGAACUUCAACCAUUUUUUGAUUUCAUGGAUAUGAUUGAUGCUAACAGUACAGUAGUGGAUAAAAAUCUUUGUCAGAAGAAAUUCAAUUAUAGAAGAAUUUUGUUAGACAGUAGUGUUUCUGUUAUCAUUACUGUAGAUCCUUGCAAUAUGAAAUGUUGUCCAAAUUUUGCAUUCAUUGGUCCAGAGGAUCUAGUUAAUCAGUAUCGAUGUAGAUUAGAAAAAAAUUUAGAAAACUGGAAUGAUCAAAAUUAUUUAUAUGAACAAAUACUCUUGGUAUUAGAAAUUGAAGAAUUUCCUAAAGGACUAAUGAAUACUUUUGAUGUUAAUGAUAACAUUUUAAAAUCGGAUAUGGAUUGUAGUAUAUGCUUUUCCUCUGAGUUGAAAGGUUUUUUACCAGAUGUAGUAUGUGAUAACAAAUCUUGUGCAAAUGUAUUCCAUAAAUUUUGUCUUUUCGAGUGGUUAUCUUCUAUCGAUUCUCGAAAAUAUUUCAAUGAUAUUCAAGGACCUUGUCCAAAUUGCGAAAAAAUAAUCUGUUGUCCAAUUUUUGUUUCAUAGCGUAAUGUAUUCAUUUUCAUAAUUAAUUAUCUGUCAAAUAAUAACUUUUUUCUGAGUAGUUCAUCUAUAAAUAUGCUUCACCACUUAAUCUCUAUUACCUACCUAUAAUGGUCCAUUCACUUUUAUAAAAGCAGGUUGGCCAUGGAAUAGUUGGCACAUAUGAAAUAUGUUAAUGUCAAAACCAAGAAGAAAUAGAGCCAUUUGUUGGAAAGGUAGAUUGAGUUAAAUGUCAAGCUAAAUUGAGAGAACUAGUAUUGUUAGCAGUUAUGUGGCACAGCAAUGUGCGAAAACAUUGUAUAAUAUUGUAUUCUAAUGAAUAGUCACAGAAAGUGUAGCAGACACUUUCAUCAAGCUACAAGAAUGACUUCUCAUUAUAAUAAUGAUAUGUGCAAAUAUUGAACAUAUCAUCUAAACUGUACCAAUGAAUCCUUUUGAAUUAUAUUCAAGCGUUUGUAACCAACGAUGAAGGGAGCAAUAAAUUUUAAUUUAAUUGUC
This is a messenger RNA of Coccinella septempunctata (seven-spotted ladybird), 1769 nucleotides long. RefSeq names its product E3 ubiquitin-protein ligase FANCL (gene Fancl). The record is from RefSeq and is a predicted model, not a curated record. The transcript has a single exon. Gene Ontology annotation, biological process: protein monoubiquitination; interstrand cross-link repair. Bases 147 to 1274 code for a protein of 375 amino acids. Gene Ontology annotation, cellular component: Fanconi anaemia nuclear complex; nucleus. Lineage: Eukaryota; Metazoa; Arthropoda; Insecta; Coleoptera; Coccinellidae. Gene Ontology annotation, molecular function: ubiquitin protein ligase activity.